GUGCCACGGAGCCGCAGGAAUUUGCAAUCAUGUCUGGGCUGGGGAAGACCAGGGAGGCACCUCAGGCAAACUCCAAGUCCCAGUCUUCUCGGGAGAAGUUUCACUUCCCUGUGGACCAUAUAGAGAAGAUGCUGCGUAAGGGUCACUGCAUCAAGCGGAUCAAAGGAGGAGCACUGGUUUACCUGGCUGCCGUGAUUGAGUACCUGACCACUGAGCUCUUGGCACAGGCUGGGAACGCCACCCGGGACGACCCGAGGAGAUGUAUCACGCCGCGGCACCUGCGGCUUGCCAUCCGCCGUAACAAGGACCUCCACAAACUACUGCUGGGCAGCGAUGCUGUCUUCCAGGGGGGGAUCCUACCCAACAGCCAGGCCAUGCUGCUGAAGACCAAAAGCAGCAAAUCCUCCAGGAGCAAGAGUCUUCGUCUGCCAGGGGAGAACACCCUCCAGGAGAAAUAGGAGUGACUUGGCCCUUCCCUUUCACAGCCACCCACGUGCUCUAUUAAAAGAUACAAACCCAGCACUGCUUUUCAUUGCCAGGGAUGGAUUAAUAAAAGUGUAUAUGGAGAAGA
Messenger RNA from Chelonia mydas (Green sea turtle), 571 nucleotides. RefSeq names its product histone H2A. The record is from RefSeq and is a predicted model, not a curated record. Gene Ontology annotation, cellular component: nucleosome. The transcript has a single exon. NCBI's taxonomy places the organism in Eukaryota, Metazoa, Chordata, Testudines, Cheloniidae. Gene Ontology annotation, molecular function: protein heterodimerization activity; DNA binding; structural constituent of chromatin. Bases 30 to 458 code for a protein of 142 amino acids.